Aspergillus steynii IBT 23096 is the source of this 672-nucleotide messenger RNA. RefSeq names its product cupin domain-containing protein. The transcript has a single exon. NCBI's taxonomy places the organism in Eukaryota, Fungi, Ascomycota, Eurotiomycetes, Eurotiales, Aspergillaceae. The coding region runs from base 1 to 672 and encodes 223 amino acids. The record is from RefSeq and is a predicted model, not a curated record.
AUGACCUCCCAAAUCAUCGCGUAUGACAUCAAACCAACAAAAUUAAUUCCCAACUCCCCCAAACCCCUCCUCCUUUACAAAAACUGCUUUCUCCGAGACGACCGAACAGUAGACGCGACCCUCGCCUACGAUACAUUCAAGAAAAACGGCUGGGACGCGCAAUGGGUGACCACAUACGGACACUACCAGCGAUCCCACUACCACCCCGCCACCCACGAGGUGAUGGUGGUAUUAUCCGGCCCGGGAAGAAUUCGCUGGGGCACGGCAGACCUCGACGAGAAUCCGCACAAUCAUACCUAUGGCAAAGGCUCGGAGAAUGGCGCCCUUUACGUGGAUGUCAACGCGGGCGAUCUAUUCGUCAUUCCGGCCGGGGUCACGCACAAAUCGUUCGAUGUGAAUGCGAAGAUACCGGAUCCGACGUGUCUGACUGGAGGAGGGGCGCAUAGGAUUGAGGCGGAAGAUCCGAGGACUUUUGUUGGAGAGCUGCAGGUCUCGGGGUUUACGAUGAUGGGGGCGUAUCCGCGAGGGACGAGCUGGGGAUGGGCGGAAGGAGGAGCACAUGUCGGGCGAUAUGAGUCUGUCUGGAGUGUGAGAAAUGAAGAUCUGGAUCCGGUGCUUGGUGAGAAGGGUGGGAUUAAUGAUUAUUGGAACCGAAGAAAUGUAUCUCUUUGA